UCCCUUCUCCCCCCCCGAAGCCCAAAAACCUCAGGAAGUCCCGUCGCCGGCCUCUCCAACAGAAUCCGCCGCCCCUCCGCCCCUCCGCCGUAGCAAAACAAAAAAAAAGAAAAAAAAAAGAAAAAGAAAAGCCGUCCGCUUUCUCGGGAAAAUCCGCGACUUUUCCCGGGAAAAUCCCGCCCGCCGAGAGGGGAGCCAGGGGAGCCAGGGGGGGAGAUGACGUCGGGGACGAGGACGCCGACGUGGAAGGAGAGGGAGAACAACAAGCGGCGGGAGCGGCGGCGGCGGGCGAUCGCGGCGAAGAUCUUCGCGGGCCUCCGGAUGUACGGCAACUACAAGCUCCCCAAGCACUGCGACAACAACGAGGUCCUCAAGGCCCUCUGCAAGGAGGCCGGCUGGACCGUCGAGGAGGACGGCACCACCUACCGCAAGGGAUGCAGACCUUUGGAACGUAUGGACAUUAUGGGAGGAUCAACAUCAGCGAGCCCGUGCUCCUCAUACCACCCAAGCCCCUGUGCUUCCUACAAUCCUAGUCCUGCUUCAUCUUCCUUCCCGAGCCCUGCCAGAUCACCAUACCCUGGCCAUCCCCAUGGUAAUCCUGACGCGGAUUCUCUCAUUCCGUGGCUGAAGAAUCUUUCAUCAGGCUCAUCCUCAGCCUCAUCCAAGCUACCCCAUCAUCUCUUCAUUCCUGGGGGUUCAAUUAGUGCUCCAGUUACUCCUCCAUUAAGCUCUCCAACUUCCCGAACCCCCCGAGCCAAAAACCACUGGGAUCACGUCGCUGCUUCCAUGACCUGGACUGGACAGCAUAACUCUGUUUUCCCCUCAUCCACUCCGCCGAGCCCUGGCCGUCAGGUCUUACCUGAUUCGGGAUGGCUUACUGGUGGGCCAUCUUCUCCCACAUUCAGCCUCGUUGCUAGAAAUCCUUUCGGGUUUAAGGAGGAAGCUUUUUCUGGUGGAGGGUCUCGGAUGUGGACUCCUGGGCAGAGUGGGACGUGUUCUCCAGCAAUUGCUGCUGGUGCUGACCUCACGUCAGAUAUUCCCAUGUCGGACAGUAUGGCAACUGAGUUUGCAUUCGGGAGUAACGCAACAGGCUUGGUGAAGCCCUGGGAGGGCGAGAGGAUUCAUGAAGAUGCUUCUGAUGAUCUUGAACUCACGCUUGGGAACGCCAGAACCAGGUAGACUCAUGAGUUAACUGGUUGGUGGGGGCUAACAUCAUGCUGUUGAGGUUUGAAUUCCCUCUUUGGCCUGAUGAUAUGACGUGGUCAAUGCAGAUGAAAAGGCAGAGUUCUCUUUGGACUGGCUGGAAGCUUCUAUUUUGUGCAAAUUUCUACUUUUUCACAUGGUUCAAAUCAUGGUGUCGCAGUAGUCAUGCGGGCUGGAAAUGCAAGUGUUUAGGAGCAGCUGUUUUUAUUCUUUCUUUUUUUUUUCUCCUUUUAUUUUCCUUGCAAAAGGACAACUGAAAAUUAAGUUAUAAAUAUUUGGGUGGCUUCGCUCCUGAGUUAAGUUAAUUCGGUCCACAUUUUCUUUCAAAUUUGUGCAAGCCGAGAAGCUCAGAAUCCUUUUAUCUUCCCUUGUUUUCGCUUUGUGCGUGGCUGGCCAUUGGGCCGUUGGUUGCAAAGUUCAAUCCAUAUGUGAUCUUAAGGGUG
Eucalyptus grandis is the source of this 1646-nucleotide messenger RNA. RefSeq names its product BES1/BZR1 homolog protein 4. The record is from RefSeq and is a predicted model, not a curated record. The transcript is spliced from 2 exons. Gene Ontology annotation, biological process: DNA-templated transcription; brassinosteroid mediated signaling pathway. NCBI's taxonomy places the organism in Eukaryota, Viridiplantae, Streptophyta, Magnoliopsida, Myrtales, Myrtaceae. Gene Ontology annotation, molecular function: DNA-binding transcription factor activity. Bases 217 to 1179 code for a protein of 320 amino acids.